Messenger RNA from Etheostoma cragini (Arkansas darter), 4049 nucleotides. Its product is annotated as caspase recruitment domain-containing protein 10. Gene Ontology annotation, biological process: regulation of apoptotic process. Gene Ontology annotation, molecular function: protein binding. Bases 159 to 3332 code for a protein of 1057 amino acids. The record is from RefSeq and is a predicted model, not a curated record. Lineage: Eukaryota; Metazoa; Chordata; Actinopteri; Perciformes; Percidae. The transcript has 24 exons.
UCUUGGCUGCCGAUUGGUUGGUUGAGGUUGACCGAGGGUGGAGGAUCUGAGCGUGCCAAGGUGUGCGUAAAAGGAGAACCUGUGCGCUCCGGUGGCGCCCACGCACUCUGACACCCCGCCGCUUCAUUUCUUCACUCCUCACACGCCUCUGGAUCUGAAUGGGACGUAGAGGACGCUUUCCUUGGUCUUAUUUUCAAAACCGAUUUAAGGAGGGUCACGACAUGAGCGGUGUCACAGUUUGGGCGGAGGAAGGGGACGUAGCUCAGGAGGAGGUCCGAUCUUCUCCCCCGUGGUCUGAGGAGCGCUGUGAAGAGCUUUGGGAUCGGGUGGAGGGGGUUCGGCACAAGCUCACACGUAUCCUCAACCCGGCCAAACUCACCCCGUAUCUGCGGCAGUGUAAAGUCAUCGAUGAACAGGAUGAAGACGAGGUGCUCAACUCCACACAGUACCCAGUGCGCAUCAGCAAGGCCGGUCGUUUGCUGGACAUCCUGCGUGGUCAGGGCCCCCGAGGGCUUCAAGCCUUCAUGGAAUCACUGGAGUUUUACCACCCAGACCAGUACACGCAGCUGACCGGAGAACAGGCCACACAGCGAUGCUCCCUCAUACUGGAUGAGGAAGGUCCGGAGGGAUUGACCCAGUUUCUGCUGCUGGAGGUGCGUAAACUUCGAGAGCAGCUUCGAAACACCCGCUUGUGCGAGCGCCGCCUGUCUCAGCGCUGCCGCAUGGCGGAGGAGGAGCGUAACCGCGCCGAACGUAAAGCUCAGGAGCUACGUCAGGACAAACUGCAGCUAGAGAGGUUGCGUCAGGACUGGGAGUCGGCCAGUCGAGAGCUGGGCAAGCUGAAGGACAGGCACCUGGAGCAGGCUGUGAAGUACGCCAGAGCCCUGGAGGAGCAAGGCAUGGCCUCCAGCCGUGAGAGAGAACUACUGAGGCAGGUAGAGGAGCUGAAGUCCAGGCUGACAGAGGCAGAAACACAUACAAUCAAUACUCCAGGAAGCAAGAGGCUGGCAAAAAGAAACAGUUUGCCCUCUAAUGGAGUAAAUGGUUCUCCACCCGCUUUACCAGAAAAGCCGCAGCGCCACACUGAAGUUCAGAAAGCGGAGAACACAGGGACUCAGAUGAAGGUCUCAAGUCCUAACACUGGAGUCGUAGCUCUAAUGGACAUCCUGAAGCAGGACCGCAGGGAGGCUGCAGACCAGAGACAGGAGCUGUGUGAUGUCAUUACCCGACUACAGGGGGAGCUACAGAGCACCGAGGAGCACUGGGAGAAGGUGGAGUCGCAGUGCGAACAGCUACAGCUGAAGGUGAGGACUCUCCAGCUGGACUGGGAGACAGAACAGAAGAGGAGUGUGUCCUACUUCAACCAGAUCAUGGAGCUGGAAAAGGAGAGAGACCAGGCUCUGCGUAGUCGAGACAGCCUGCAGUUGGAGUACACCGACUGUCUGCUGGAUAAGAACCGUCUGCGUAAACGCAUUGCGGAGCUGCAGGCCAACGUGGAGCAGCAGCAAAGGGAGCUGGAGAGAGAGAGGGAGAGGAGCCGCGAGCUAAUAGAGCAGAGUAGCCUGUGUCUGAACUGUUCCCACCUGUCCCUGUGCAGUGAGGACCAGUGCUACGGCCCCUGCUGUUCCCUCGGCCUGGACCUGAGACCCCAGGCCGGUGGCACCCGGCUGCUGCUACAAAAGAAGCCCUCAAGUGGCCAAGCCAAUGAAAACUUGGAGGAUUGUCGUUCCAACUCCGAGGACAAUCUCCUUUUAUCAACUCAGACAGACGACAACGAAAAAGAAAUAAAUCGGCUCUCCACAUUCCCCUUUCCUCCGUGUAUGAACUCCAUCAACCGACGAUUCAACACAGAGUUUGACUUGGAAUCCUCGUGGGGCAGUGAUGAGAACGAUAACAUUACAGGUGAGCAGAGUGAACCUUCUUUGUGGGAUUCCUGUAUGUCGCUACACUCUCAUCUCUUCCCCCCCGACCUGGUCAACCUGCCUGCAGUCUCUCCAUGCCAACCCAACCCUUGUGCUCCCAGGAUUCUCUCUCGCUCCCCGUCCUCAAGCCCCCCCAUAACACCAAAACACGGGACAACCAGUCUAGCUGACGAUGUUACACUAAUCGGAGGGAACAAAACGGGGAUCUUUGUCAGCCACGUGAGAGCUGGCUCCCCAGCUGAACUAUGUGGACUGAAGGAGGGCAGUGAGCUGCUGGAGCUGGAGCGGGUUCUGUUUGGUGGGGGCAGUGUGAUGCUGAGCCAGUGUACUGCUGAAGUCGCCCACUUUUCUCUGCAGUGGUGGUCCGAGCCUUUAACACUCAAACACCAGAGCAACCCAGAGGGAUACUCCAAACUGUGCUCCCAGCUCUUGUCGCCUUCUUUCAUGGGUGCUGACUCCUUCUAUGUGCGUGCCAAUCUCAGCAUGGAGCCUCGCGGUGACUCGUCGUCUCUGGGUGUGUCCUGUGAUGACAUUAUACAUGUCACAGACACAAGAUACAAUAAAAAAUAUGAUUGGCACUGUUCCCUGGUGGACCCACACACAGCCAAACCCCUGCAGGCAGGAACCAUGCCCAACUACAACAGGGCCCAACAGUUGCUACUUGUAAAACUACGAAAAAUGUCCCUGGAGCAAAAGGACUUCAAGAGGAGGUUCUUGAAGAAAUCAUCUGGACGUGUACGAUUGGUCAAGGCAGUGGACCCCAGUGGCCGUGGGAUUGGUUCCAGACAGCAGGUCCUUUACACACUCAACAAACGUCACGAGGAGCACUUGAUCCCGUACAGUUUAGUGCAGCCGGUGCAGGUUCAGACUAAGCGGCCGGUCAUCUUCUCCCCCUCCCUUCUCUCCCAUGGUCUCAUAAAGAGGCUGCUGCAACCUGCAGAUUCUGUUUUUAAUUUCAACACCUGCCUUCCAGAGUCCAUCCAGACUUCAGAGAGAAGUGAGUCGAACGUGUUCCUGUUGGACUCCCACAGCCCAGAGCCGGGUCUGGGAAUACGGCUGCAGUCAAUACAGGAUGUCAUCAGCCAGGACAAGCACUGUCUUCUGGAGCUGGGGCUGCCCAGUGUUGAGGGCUUAUUGAGACAGGGGAUUUACCCUAUCGUCAUCCAUAUCCGCCCAAAGAACAAAAAGCACAAGACGCUAAGGAAGCUUUUCCCCGGGUGUGGAGAGUACAGCGUGAUGGAGGAGGUGUGCCAGGCCGAGGAGCUGCAGCUGGAGACGCUGCCCCUGCUCUACUACACCCUGGAGCCCAGCGCCUGGAGCAGCACUGAUGAGAUGCUUGCAGCCAUACGCAACGCCAUCCACAGCCAACAGAGGGCGGUGGCAUGGAUCGAACUGGAUAGGCUGCAGUAGAAGAGGAAUACAGAACGUUUAGGUCUUAAAUUCACAACGCAAAAAAAUUCUCCUGUCUUUGAACAAAGCAGCUGGCAGCUGGCGCCAAACCACAGCCAGUUUUCUAUUUGCAGCUAAGAUACAUUUUUAUAUUUACUUGUAAUCUCAAUAGAGGCCUUGUAUAAACUUGUAAAACCAUGUAAAACCAGCUGGACUGGCUGCAGUGGGAGAAUAGUAAAAACUUUUUAAAACUAAAACAUCUUUGACCCACAUGAGACAUUACAGAUACUUGAGUUAACAGGAAUAAUGUCAUGUGACCUUUUCCCCAUUCACACAUCUUAGUUUUAUUACAUAACUGUACCUUAAAAGUUACGUUCAAGGAUCACACAAGGUGCUCAUUUUCAGUUAUGUUGUGACCUGUAUAGGUUAAGGGGAUUGUAGUAUGUUGUAAGCAGGGAUGUUGUGACGGGUUGACAUGCUCUUUAAGAUGUAAACCAAUUAUAAAGAUCAUACUUAAAAACAUCAAACUGACACAACUGUAGUAAUAUGAAUAUACCAAAGGAGAAAAACUACAUUUCUGGAUAUUAUUAGGUGGUCUGUGAAUGACUGAAUGUCACCAAGGGCUGCAUUUUACACUACACUGUACAACUGAAGCUGUAGUUCACUAUGACAAAAUAUUCUUGUUUUGUACUGCCAAAUCGCUUUUGUAACCAGUUUCAAGAAUAAAUGUAAACAAAA